AUGUCAGGAGGCGGCACGCCGCUGGACCACCUGCACAGUGGCAGCGGUGAUUCGCGGGGCACGGCCAGCGGGGGGCGGUGCCCUUCGUCACGCCUGCGCUCCCACUCAGGGUUGAGUCAGUUCAGGGAGGUGGACUUCAGCGACCAGCACCUCGGGGGCGCCGCCGCCCGGUUCAGGCCACCCCCUCCCCCGCCACCCGGCCUGGAGGCUGGUUGGCCCUGCCCCCCGCCUACCCCCAGGGACGCUCCGACACCCCAGGAGCACCAAGGCCAGGCCACGCAGAUCCCUGCUGACCAAGCGGGCCCCGGACCACCUGAGGGGCGGGGCGAGGCGUGUGCAGCAGCGUGUGACGGGGCACGGGGAGGAGAGGGUGAAGGGGCUGGAGUGGCUGGGGGUUGCAGCAGUCAGCAGGUUCCCCUGGACCGCAGCGUGGAGGUGGCUGGGGGCAGCGGUGCCCUGGGGGGCGCGGUGGCACUGUUCCGUAGAGCUCCACGGAAACCGCCGCGCCGCGCCUCGGGCUACAGCAGCGGCAGCAGCGGCGCCUCCCAGGCCGCCAGCCGCCCCGCGUCCCCAGCUUCCACGGCGGACACACAACUGUCAGGGGCGGGAGAAGGGGCGGAGCCCCUAUCCAAGCAGCGCCUGCCGCCGCCUGACGAGAAGGAGCGGCCCAUGUUGACGGCGGCCUCUGCGGCGCUGUACGACGAGCUGACGAGGACCGGCGGGCCGCCUGCCGGGCGCUGCCUGCUGGUGGUGGCGGCGGCCACGGCCUUCCUGGUGACCGUGGUGGGCGCCACGGCCCUGCUGGUCAUGCCCCGGCCCCUCAGUGCGCGCCCCGACGCCCACAUGCGUUCCCCACACCUCCGCCCUCCGGUCACACCAGCCCCGCACCAGGCCUUGCCGCCCACGCCCACCGCAACGCCCACCAGGCUCCGCGCCGCGCCCCUCGUGCGCCCCCUCAACCAGGUCCCCCUCACCACCACGCCGCCCCCACCACCACGUCACCCCAACCACCACCAUCACCACCAUGCCACCCCCACCGCCACCACGCUACACUGCAGCAGGAAAGACGUUUAUGUAAGAUCGGGAUACACUGGCGAGGUGACAAGCAUUCAGGCUGAGGGGCAAGAGGCGGCGAUCAGUCUUUUCGUGAAUGCUGAGAGGAAAGGAAGUUUUAAGGGCAUUCACUUAGAUCUUCAUAAUGGAAUGUCGACCGUUUUCUUCAAACUUGGCGGGUGUUUCAAGCGGGACACGAACUGGAAGGAGUUACGGGCGUGGGCGAGGGUGGAGGAGGUGGAGUUUGGAGUGGAGGUCGGGAGCUGCGCCAUGUCCUGCGUCGUGGAGGGUCUAAACACCUCUCUGACGUCAUACAACCUCACUAUGGUGGCGUACGGUUCCUCAAGCUGGGUUUAUGAAGUGCCGAAAUCCUGCAGUGUGCUUUCCCUCGCCUACGCCACCCCCGCCCCUCAAAGACUCCCUGCCUGCCUACCCCUGCCACCACCACCGCAGCCCACACUCGGCCUCAUCAUCUGCGUGGCGACUAUUCUGUGUUUCAUGCUGGUUUUGUUCAUUUUGGCAGCGAUAUAUUGCAAGUUUUACGCUGGCAAGAAGUGA
Molecule: messenger RNA, 1611 nt
Organism: Portunus trituberculatus (swimming crab)
Lineage: Eukaryota; Metazoa; Arthropoda; Malacostraca; Decapoda; Portunidae
Exons: 3
Coding region: 1-1611 (536 amino acids)
Source: RefSeq, a predicted model, not a curated record